Molecule: messenger RNA, 6402 nt
Organism: Lampris incognitus (smalleye Pacific opah)
Lineage: Eukaryota; Metazoa; Chordata; Actinopteri; Lampriformes; Lampridae
Gene: pard3bb
Product: par-3 family cell polarity regulator beta b
Exons: 26
Coding region: 124-3822 (1232 amino acids)
Biological process (GO): microtubule cytoskeleton organization; establishment of cell polarity; intracellular protein localization
Cellular component (GO): cell cortex; apical junction complex; apical plasma membrane
Molecular function (GO): protein binding; phosphatidylinositol binding
Source: RefSeq, a predicted model, not a curated record
CACCUAUUUUGAUUUGAUUAUACCACCAUCUGACCUCUAGGCUUCUUCCCUGAUCUUGGUCUGAACUUGACUUUGCGUCUUCCUUACGUACGUGCCGUAUCUGAUGAAAAGGAGGCUACAAUAAUGAAGGUGACUGUGACGUUCGGACGGACAGGUGUGGUGGUGCCCUGUAAAGAUGGAUGGACUGUGAGGGACCUUAUCCAACAAGCUACACAGAGAUACAGGAAACUACUGGAACAGGAAGGUGAUUUCCUGGUCCGGACCCACCAUGUGGAAUACUGCGAUGGGGGCAUUUUGGACCCUGACGAUAUACUCAGUGACCUGGUGGAGGACAAAGACAAGCUGAUGGCGGUGUAUGAGGAGCAGGAAGCCCAGCAAAGGAGCGUGGCCAGCACCAACCCAACCCCUAGUCCGGACCUCUACCAAUCAGAGCUCUCUGUCUUUCAGCCAAUCAGAGGAGGUGAGAUUGAAGUCAACUCCUCAGCUCUCAAAUCAAACACCCCCCUGUUGGUGAGAAGCAGUAGUGAUUCUGCUCUUGGCCCCCAGCCCACAGAGACAGAACCCAUGACGGAGGACCAUAUCACCGCCCUGGGAUCUAGAGAACCUUCAGUGGAGAGGACUGGAGAGAUAGACAGACCCCUCGGCAAACACACUUUCAAUAGCAGUCUGACCAGAACAGUGGAGAUAUCGGGAGAGAACGGCCCCCUGGGAAUACACGUGGUUCCAUAUUGUUCCUCACUCAGUGGGCGGUCCCUCGGUCUUUAUAUCCGCGGUGUGGAGGAGGAGAGUCGCUCCAGGAAGGAGGGAUUGUUUCAGGAGGACGAGUGCAUCGUCAAGAUCAACAGCACGGAGCUCAUGGACAAAACGUUCAGCCAAGCCCAGGAAGUGUUCCGUCAGGCAAUGCGCUCCCCGGUCGUCCGCCUGGAAGUUAUUCCCUCUACCAACAGGGAUCGCUAUGAGAAGAGCCUUAUUGGUCAGCUGUUUAAUAACAAUCCUGGCCUCGACAGCAGCCCUCGAAUUGCCAAGACCAAAGAUCCUCCUCCUCCUAUCAAAGCCAAGCCUGCCUUUAAGCCUUCAGAGAAUCCUGCCGUGCAAUUGACUGAAGACGCCACCUGUCUGGAGGCUGCUGUCAGCCCCGCCAAAGUGAGGAGUGAGAGCCCUCUGUUGAAGAAAAGUCCUGCCCUCUCCAACCUGGUGGCCAAUAAGAAAGGGGGGCGAAGACUGAGGAUCGACCUAAAAAAGGGUUCAGAGGGUCUUGGAUUUACUGUCGUAACCAGAGAUUCUUCGGUCCAUGGUCCUGGUCCAAUACUGGUAAAAAACAUUUUGCCGCGAGGAGCUGCCAUCAAAGAUGGCCGUCUCCAGUCUGGUGACCGAAUAUUAGAGGUGAACGGUGUGGACAUCACAGGCGUGGGCCAGGAGGAGCUGGUGUGUAUGCUGCGCAGUACGCGGCAGGGAGAGAGUGUGUGUCUUGUUGUUCUACGGCAGGAGGACAUGUUCAUGCCCCGAGAAAUGAGGGAGGACGUGUCCCGUGGGCACAACGGCCCGUCGGAGGACGGGAAGGAGCAGCUGAUGUUUGAGGUGGCCCUGAACGACACUGGCUCGGCGGGGUUGGGUGUCAGCCUCAAAGGGAACAAGUCUCGAGAGACGGGCGAAGACCUGGGCAUCUUCAUCAAGUCUAUAAUACACGGAGGAGCAGCAUACAAGGAUGGCCGUCUGCGCGUCAACGACCAGCUGGUGGCAGUGAACGGGGAGUCGCUGUUGGGCCUCUCCAACCACGCUGCCAUGGAGACGCUGCGUCGCUCCAUGUCCCAAGAAGGGAACCUGCGAGGGACAAUUCAGCUGGUGGUGCUGAGAGCUGUGCAGGAACAACACUGGGUGUCCUCCAACCGCUCCUUUGACAGCUCCCAGGGUGUGCCUGGAUUGGCUAGUCCACCAAAUGGACAGACGGGAUUGGUCAGUCAGGCCAGUGGUCCUGCCCACCCCCCCAUGUUGAUCAAUAGCACAGCUAACGCCCAAGUAACCAAUGGGAGUUAUUCUCGCAUGGACGAUGAUGAGGAUGAAGCGGAGCUGUCCCGUCAUGAAACUGACUUCGUUUCCACCCAGCACCCUUACCUACAGCACAGGGAUCUCUCCCUUAACCCCAGCCCGGUUGGAAUUCCAAAUGCCAGCUCCCAGUCGCCAGGCCAGCCCCAGAAGCAUUACCAGCAUGUCAAAGCCUCCAAGAGCAUGGACCUGGUUGCGGAUGAGAGCAAUGUGGGAUCUCUGGUUGGAAACAAAACAGCUCUAUCCCCCCCUGUGGAGCUGGGCCCUACCCUCGGCCUGAAGAAGUCCAGCUCGUUGGAGAGUCUUCAGACGGCCAUGUCGGAGGUGAACAGGAAGAAUGAGCUCCUCCCCUUCCACCGUCCACGCCCAAAUAUGGUCAGAGGAAGGGGCUGCAACGAGAGCUUCCGGGCCGCCAUCGAUAAAUCCUACGAUGGACCACCUGAAGAUGAUGAUGAUGAUGGUUCGGACCAGAGUUCGGGCAGAGACACCCCCGCCAGUGGCUCAUCCCGCCAGGGUGUGGGGGAUCAGCCAGACGAGAAGGACAAGAAAGACAAGAAGAAGAAAGCAAAAGUAAAGAAGAAAGAGAAGAGCAAGGGGAAAGGAAAAGAGAAAGACAGGAAGAAAGCAGAGGAAAUAGAGGAGACGGAGAAAAAGAGCAAGAAAAAAGGCUUUGGCCUACUGAGGUUUGGGAAGAGAAAAGAAGAAAAGAAGGAGGGGAAGGCGGCUCUACAGCGUCAGAAGUCAGAUGUCCUGAGUGAGGAAGAGCUGGAGAGGAUGAGGGAGGAGAGAGAGCGGAUCGAGGCAAAACACACAGAGCUUCGAGAGCGGCAAUCCAAAGACCCACGAGGUGGGGGAGCCCCGUACACCGAUGUAGAGGACGAUGACGGGGACCCUAACUACGCCCGCAUACACAACUUCAGGGAUCGUGAAUGUGGUCCCAUCCAACCCCAGUCACCACCAUACAACACAGUCCGCACACCCUCCCCUCAGCGCCUCUCAGCCUUCCCAGGACACGGUAACCAUGGUAAUGAUGCCGGGUCAACCCCAGACGGUGACCACUUGGACGGGCUCUAUGCCAAGGUCAACAAACCCCGAGGAGCAGGAACUGCAUCACCUCCAGCUGCUGCUGCUGCCUCUGACAGCAGUAUGGACCGGAUCCAGCAGCUGCGUAGAGAGUACCAGCAGGCCCGGAGGGAUGGGAUGGCGCCAGCCUAUGAAGAACUAGACGCAAGACGCAGAGAAAAUGACGCACACAGGAUGCCGGGCAGAGGGACAGACCAUCGGCUGGCACCGCGUUAUGAAGAGGUAGAGCGUCAGUACGCCUCUUUGCCAAGGCGGGGCCCAUUGGACCCAGCAGACUACCCCAUGCAGCCCUGGUCAGGUCAUUACCCCAGCGCUUCCCAACCCUCGCAGGGAUAUCCCCCUUCUCCGACCUACCCCAACUCCAACCCCCAGCCCGGGCCGGCCUACCCCGGCUACCCUCCCGGCCAGCCGUACCAACGAUCGGGGGACCUCCGAGGGGUCGACCCCGGAUACUACCCCCACCCAAGCCCCCACCAUCAGCCCCCACCCCAACAGAGAGGCCCUCUGCGUCAGGAUGUGCCCCCAUCCCCUACCCCUCCACUCCGGGGGCCACGGUAUGACACCAUGACCCGUGGAGGGGGUUACAGGCCCCGGGGGGAGCUCAGUCCUGACCAGUAUGGCUAUAUGGGAGAGGGGGGGAGACAGCAGCACCAGCCUAACCCCAGACAGAAGAACCCUGUGACUGCAGCCGUGUAGAGGGAGCAGAUCCAGUCAACAUGCAAACCACUAACUGAGAUGCUCAACUGAAUAUGUUCAAUGCUCACUAUUUUGUAUUAGCCAACUUCUCCACUCUCUGUCAAAAGUUAUGCCAUUGAGAAUAAGAUGAAGACUUUUUAAUGUUGCAUUUUGUAUUUUGAACAUAAAGGUUGACUUGUAGUUUCAACGACAACAUAAUACAAAGACUAGUUAGCUUAAUGAAGCUAGCUUCAAAGUGGCUAGCACAAUAGAUACAGUUGGUUGUUAUGUGAAAUCUUUUCAAGUACUGGGCACUUGUCUUAGUCUGCCAGGAGUGUGUAAAGGGCAGGGAAUAUGCUUUUCAUGCAAACUGAUAGGUGGAUGAGAUGUGUAAUUGGACUGAUUUCAGAUAGAAUUUGACCCAGACUAGGUAAAGCCUCUACAACUUGCUGCACUCUACAGUACACUACUAUACUAAACGAUACAAUACUAUACAACACAAUACAAUACAUUUACAUAGAAUACAAUUACUUUGCUGCGCUAUUACAAUAUAAUACAAUUACAGCCCCAUGCUGUUCAAUACAGUACUUUAAUAUUGCAAUGCUUUGCACCUGCAAAACCAAUUGUUAUAAUGUCAUGCUGCUGUGCUGUUGCUACACCCUUAAAUGGAACAAUUUUAAAAAUGUUAAACAGCAAACUUUGGUUGAGGUACUUCCAUAAUGGCAUCAAUUUAAAUGCAAUAACAAUAUGAGUGUUUGAAUUGUGUAGAAAUGCACACAGAUGCUGAAAGGUGCUCAAAAUAUGAGCAAUAGUGUGUCACAGAUUGCAGUUGAGUGCCAUAAACUACAUUCCAGUCUUAUAGCUAUAACAUUGUCCUGGUAGAUAACAUGAAGAAUAAUGAAAUAGAAUGUAAUGCAAUAGAGUAGCACAAAAUAGUUGAUUAAAGACACAGGAUAGUGAACCUGCUUGCUUCUGUGCCCAUUGCUCUGUUGCUCCUCUGUAUUUUCUCAGAAUUGUGUUGAAGAAAAAAAAGACGUAAUAGUUGAGAUAUUCCUGGGCCGGGAAAUGUGUGCAUAUCUCAACCUGUUGAAUCAGGCACCGACUAUAAGACCUCACAGUGCCAGUAGCGUUAAUGUGAUGGCACAUCCAUCCUUAGGUAAUCAAUUGAAAAAAAAAAAGAACUGAUUUCUUACACGGUGCAAAGCUUUGAGCAGUGAUUUAAUGCUCAGCACUCAAUGAAUGUAUGUACUACAGGAAAAAAAAAUAUUUGAGAAAGAAGAAUUUAAAAGCUGGAAAAAACUUCAAAACAGUAGAAACUUAGUAUUCACUAAUCCUUAUCUGACAUCAAUUAUUGAUCAUUUCAAAUAAAAAAAUACAGAAAACAUAAAAUACACUAAAAUAUGUGCACAUGUUUUUACUGAUAUUAAGAUGUGAAAUUAAAGACAUCCAUUCGAUAAAUGACAUUUCAGCCUAGGAACUAAAUACCCCCUGCCAAGGCAUUAUAUUAACAUCUUUCUCUGAAUAACAGUCUAUAGAUGUCUUUUGCAUCAUCUCAAUCAUCUUAAUUAAGGCUCAUUGUCUCUAUUUGCGAUAAAGGGUGAAGGCCACUAAAUCCCUCAUGAUGACCGGACCACUUCCUGUCUUUAGCAUUGUUCUGUGUUUGAUUAUGUACAAGAGUCCUUGUAUGACUAAAGUCAUAUUUCAUGUCAAUGUAGCACUACGACAUAGUUUCUUUUCUAUGAAAUGGUCUCUCCCAUUUCCUUUUUAAUAAUGUUUUGUUGUAGAUUUUCACCACUUCUCCAACACACCAUGAACAUCAGCAGGCUAAAGAGUUAGUCUAGCUGUGUUCAGGAGACAAAGCUCUAACCUCAGUCUUGGAAGGAAAAAAAAAAAAUCAGUUUUAUCCAUAUCUGCAAACCCACGUGUGGAUAGAUGCAAUUCAGUGCAACCACAGACAGCUUAUUUUCAAGGCACAUUCCACUUUAUAUGUCCUGCCAAAUCUCACAUCCAAACCAAGUUGAGUCUGUUUACGUGUAUUUCAGCCUGAAGAUUUGCAAAUGAAGCAAAAUGUGUUUGUCACCAGUCAUACAGUAUAUAACGGUUACCAUCCGGUCAGCACAGACCGGACACCAUGACGUCGUAAUGAGGGCAGGGGUGGGAACAGUGUUAAUUUAAAUAGUGCAACACAAGUCACGAAACAAUGAUGCACCACUGAAACAGUGCAAAGACAACUAAAUAUUGGUGUUUUGUGGAGUUAUCAUGAAAGGUUCUCGUUGAAUUGCCAUUUUCUUGAAUGUAAGUCGGGUUCUUUAAUGUAAGGUUGACUAUUUUCUUUUUCCCGAUGACUGUUUUGAGUGCACGCAGUCGCCCUGCCUUAAAUUACAGCUUUAACCUCCUUUAUAAGAGAUGAUGAAUCUCUUCUUCUUCACACCACGAUGAUGGGUUUUAACAUGUGUGUUAAUAACAUUUCAGAGGGUUUCACACUCCAUCAUCUGGAGCACAAUGAAGCUUUGUCUUUGUUAAAAGUGUCCCCACAGAUUUCACAAAUAAGGCACUUUGGGGUUCUUUACGCAUGUUUUUUUUUUUUUUUUUUUUUACUAG